AUGCGGGCAGGCAGUACUCUGACGGGCCGGGCGAGCGAGCCUCUUUUGCCCAGUCGGCCUGGCCGCCUUCGUCUCGUCUGGAAACCCGUCGAGUUGCGGCUCUUCUUCCACUUUCGACCACGACCACAUCAUCUCCAUCUCGUCCCUUCCCGCUCCCCCUUCUCGUCCCGCCUAUCGUCGCACCUUGCCCCCUUCUUUCUCUGCUCAUCCUUCUCAUCCAGCCUCGUAGCUUUCUGGAUCAAUCCCUCUGCUUCGCAGCACCUCAAGAACAUCUCCAGCAUCCCCCCUCCCUGCUUUCUAGCUUCGGAUCGUCGCUCUGCUCGUGUUGCCCACCCCAACGGCAACGGCAGCCAACGCUCGCGCAACAUGACCACGCAAAGUGGCGAGCUUCAGGCGCGGCUCGACCGCUGGUCGGCCAGGCUUCAGUCUCUGCCCAGCAUCGCCCUCCCCACAGACUACCCAAGACCCGCCACGUCGCAGCUGGUACAGGCACUCGCGUCCGCGCCCCUCUCGCCCUCGGCCCGCAAGAAUCUCGUACGCCUCGCACUCCACCACGAGCUAGAUGCGCAUCCGACUUCGGACCCGGACGCCACGGUCAACAGCAGCGACGACGACGACGACGACGACGACCGGGAAGAUGCAGCCAGCCCGACGCCCUUCCACCUGCUCCUCGCCGCCUUCGCCGUCCUGCUGCACCGAUACACGGGCGACACGGACCUCGUCAUCGGCUCGUCGGACCCGCAUACCGGCGACCCGCUCAUCCUCCGCAUCCCCAUCGAGCCCAACGACCCCUUCUGGCAGAUUGUCCGCCGCAUCCAGCAGGUCGAGCGCGAGGCCGCCGCCGACGCCGUCCCCUACGAGGACAUCGUCAAGCGGGUCGCAGCGGAAAAGGCGGAGCGCGAGGGUCCGCUGCCCGAAGGCGUGCAGACGGCGCCCAUCUUCCGCGUCCGCUUCUUUGACGAGACUGGCGGCAAGUCGAGAAACUUCAUGCAGUCGACCUCGCUCACCACCGACCUCACCGUCUUCCUCACCAAGCCCGGCGUGGUGCCCGGCGACGCCAGCGCAGAGGCGAACGAUGCAGCCGCCACGCCCACCGCCUCUUCGUCCGACGUCAAGGCCAGCACCUUCCACGACUCGCUCGUGCCCAACAUCGCCGUCCACCUGUCGUACAACUCGCUCAUCUUUUCGUCGCAGAGGAUGAAGCUGGUCCUGGCGCAGCUCUCGCAGCUCAUCACCGUCGCCGCAUCCAACCCGGCCGCACCGGUCGGGAGCAUGCCCAUCCGCACGGCGACAGAGGACAAGUUCCUCCCGGACCCCACCACCGACCUCGACUGGUGCGGCUGGAAGGGAGCCAUCACACAGAUCUUUGAGCGCAACGCACGGUCCCACCCGGACCGCCGUUGCAUCGUCGAGUCACUGUCGGCAUCGACCGACUCGCUGGCCGAGAUGGCGCCGCCCGCCAGCAAGCUGCGCGAGAUCACCUACGGCCAGCUCGACCGCGCUUCCAACGUCGUGGCCCACCAGCUGCUGCGUGCCGGCGUCCAGCGCGAGGAGGUCGUGACGACGUACGCCUACCGUGGCGUCGACCUCGUCGUCGCCGUCCUCGGAACGCUCAAGGCCGGUGCCACGUUCAGCGUCAUCGACCCGGCCUACCCGCCGUCCCGACAGAACAUCUACCUCCAGGUGGCCAAGCCCCGCGCGCUCAUCGUGCUGGCCAAGGCCGGCAAGCUCCAUGCCAGCGUCCGCAAGUGCAUCCAAGACGAGCUCGACCUCCGCAUCGAGAUCCCCGCCCUCGAGCUGCUCGAUGACGGCAGCGUCCUCGGUGGCUCGCCCGCCUCUGGCCAGCCGGAUGCACUCGACGGGGCCCAGGCGUCGGCUGGCGAGAGCACCAACGUUGUCCUCGGCCCCGACAGCGUCGGCACGCUCUCUUUUACCUCGGGCUCGACCGGCAUCCCCAAGGGCGUCAAGGGACGCCACCACUCGUUGACCCACUUCUUCCCCUGGAUGGGCGAGCGCUUCGGGCUCGGCAGCCACGAGCGGUUCACGAUGCUCUCGGGCAUCGCCCACGACCCGAUCCAGCGCGACAUCUUUACCCCGCUCUUCUUUGGUGCCGAGCUGCACAUUCCCACGUCCGAAGACAUCGGCACUCCUGGCCGGCUGGCCGAGUGGAUGGCGGCCACCAAGGCCACCGUCACCCACCUCACCCCGGCCAUGGGUCAGCUGCUUAGCGCGCAGGCGACGGCGUCCAUCCCCAGCCUCCGCAACGCCUUCUUCGUCGGCGACGUGCUGACCAAGCGCGACUGCACCCGCCUUCAGGCCCUCGCCUCCAAUGUCUGCAUCAUCAACAUGUACGGCACCACCGAGACGCAGCGUGCCGUCAGCUACUUUGCCAUCCCGUCGGUGUCUGAUUCGUCGACGUUCCUGCAGACGCAGAAGGACAUCAUGCCCGCCGGCCAGGGCAUGAAGAACGUCCAGCUGCUCGUCGUCAACCGCAACGAGCGCACCGCCACGUGUGCCGUCGGCGAGGUGGGCGAGAUCUACGUCAGGAGCGGCGGCCUUGCCGAGGGAUACCUAGGACCCCCCGAGGUGACGGCCGAGAAGUUCAUGCCCAACUUCCUUGCUCCCAACCUCAGCUUUGCCGAUACGAUCAAGGACAAGCCCGAGGGCCAGUUCUGGAAGGGCAUCCGUGACCGCAUGUACCGCACCGGCGACCUCGGCCGAUACCUGCCCGACGGCACCGUCGAGUGCACGGGCCGCGCCGACGAUCAGGUCAAGAUCCGCGGCUUCCGCAUCGAACUCGGCGAGAUCGACACCCAUUUGUCGCGCCACCCGCACGUCCGCGAGAACGUCACGCUGGUGCGACGAGACAAGGACGAGGAAAAGGUGCUCGUCUCGUACUUCGUCCCCGGGCCUGGAGCCGCCGAGCUCGAAGAGAGGAGCAGCGCGGGAGAAGACGCCGCUGGUGCCGCCGACGGGGCCAAGGCCAGCCGCGACGCCCACCUGGUGCGCGGCAUGCGACGCCACCGCAAGCUGAUCAAGGACAUCCGCGACCACCUCAAGAAGAAGCUGCCGGCCUACUCGGUGCCCACACUCUUCGUUCCCCUCGGCAAGAUGCCGCUGAACCCUAACGGCAAGAUCGACAAGCCGGCCCUCCCCUUCCCCGACACCGCCGUCGCCUCGGCAGCCGCGUCGGGAUCGGCCGCCCGCGGCGACGGAGGCAACGCCGCUGCGGCCGCCGCCCACGCCAACGCCACGCCCACCGAAAAGGUCAUCGUCGAGCUGUGGAAGAAGCUGCUGCCGAACGCGCCGCAGCCCAUCCCUCUCGACGAGAGCUUCUUUGACCUUGGCGGCCACUCGAUCCUCGCCACCCGCCUCGUCUUCGAGAUGCGCAAGGCCUUCGUCGUCAACGUGCCGCUCGGCGUCGUGUUUGACUCGCCCAGCGUCAGCGGUCUGGCGGCCGAGGUGGACAAGCUGAGGCAGGGCGACCUCGACGUCGGCGGUGCUGCAGCUGCCACGGCUGGAGGCAAGGCCGACGCUUCCGGCAAGGAGGUCAACCUCGACGACGACUACGGCAGUGACGUGGCCACCCUCUCGCAGGGCCUGCCCGCGACCUUUGCGGGCGACAAGGUCCGCAGGGCCGAAGACGGUCCUCGCACCGUUCUUCUCACUGGCGCCACGGGCUUCCUCGGCGCCUUUAUCCUGCGCGACCUGCUCGCCAACCGAUCCGAGAGCGUCGGCAAGGUCUAUGCCCACGUCCGUGCCAAGGACGUCGCCACCGCCCUGGACCGCCUGCGCGAGGGAGGCGAGGGACGCGGCAUCUGGGACGAGGAGUGGGUCAAGAGCGGCAGGCUCGAGGCCGUCGUCGGCGACCUCGCUGCGCCGCAGCGCCUCGGCAUGGCUGAAGACGUCUACGCCAGGCUGGCCGACGAGGUCGACGACGUGCUCCACAACGGAGCGCUGGUCCACUGGGUCUACCCGUACAGCAAGCUGCGGGCCGCCAACGUCGGAUCGACGGUGUGCGCCAUCAAGUUCUGCAACGCCGGCAAGAAGGCCAAGACGCUGACCUUUGUCUCGUCGACGGCGGCCGUCGACUCCGAGUACCACAUCCGCCUCUCGGACUCGAUCGUCCACCAGCGCGACGCCAUCGUCGCCGAGGACGGCACGCCCUACCUCGGCGUCCCCGAGACCGACGACAUGGAGGCCAACCUCAAGGGCCUCAAGUCGGGCUACGGCCAGUCGAAGCUCGUGUCCGAGAAGCUCAUCAUGCUGGCCGCCUCGCGCGGCCUCAAGGCGUCGAUUGUGCGCCCCGGCUACGUUCUGGGCGACUCCAAGACGGCCAUGUCCAACACCGACGACUUCCUGUGGCGCAUGGUCAAGGGGUGCAUCCAGCUGGGCCUGAUGCCCGACAUGCACAACACGAUCAACAUGACGCCCGUCGAGCACGUGGCGCGCAUCUGCUCGCUGGCGUCGCUCGACAUUGGGCGCAACCUGGAGCAGGCCAACCGGGUGCGCGGCACGCACGCCAAGGUGUAUCACGUCACGGGACGUCCCGUGAUCCGGUUCAACGACCUGCUGGGCCAGCUGGCGCCGCACGGCUGGAAGGUCGACAAGAUCGAGUACGUCCAGUGGCGCAGUCGGCUCGAGGAGCACGUUCUCAGCUCGAGCGCCAUCGCGCCCGACGACAACGCCCUCUUCCCCCUGCUCCACUACGUGCUCGACGACCUGCCCACGUCGUCCAAGUCGCCCGAGCUCGACGACCGUCACACCCAGGCACUCCUCGACGCCGCCGGCGAGGGACAGCGCCAGGGCACCGUCAUGGGCGUCGACCGCAGGCUCGUCUCCAUCUACCUCUCUUGGAUGGUGGCCGUCGGCUUCCUUCCGCCGCCCACGGAGAAGGGUGAGCCGCUGCCCGAGAUUGAGGGCGUCAAGGCGGGUCAGGUCCGCGCCAUCGGACGCGGCUCGGCCAACUGA
Pseudozyma flocculosa PF-1 is the source of this 4971-nucleotide messenger RNA. RefSeq lists its product as uncharacterized. Gene Ontology annotation, biological process: L-lysine biosynthetic process. The coding region runs from base 1 to 4971 and encodes 1656 amino acids. Gene Ontology annotation, molecular function: L-aminoadipate-semialdehyde dehydrogenase [NAD(P)+] activity; phosphopantetheine binding. The transcript has a single exon. The record is from RefSeq and is a predicted model, not a curated record. NCBI's taxonomy places the organism in Eukaryota, Fungi, Basidiomycota, Ustilaginomycetes, Ustilaginales, Ustilaginaceae.